Messenger RNA from Penicillium concentricum, 1482 nucleotides. RefSeq lists its product as uncharacterized. Gene Ontology annotation, molecular function: protein binding. The record is from RefSeq and is a predicted model, not a curated record. Lineage: Eukaryota; Fungi; Ascomycota; Eurotiomycetes; Eurotiales; Aspergillaceae. The transcript is spliced from 5 exons. The coding region runs from base 1 to 1482 and encodes 493 amino acids.
AUGCUGGAGACGUUACCGUGUGAGAUUCUGAUGCUGAUCGCGGACUGGCUGCCACCCGCCCACCUGCGCGCUCUCAGCCGAGUCUCGUCGAGAGUAUAUUCAGUUUUGGUUCCUCACAUCUACCGUACCAUUACAUUCCACGCAGCAAGUGAGUGGGCGCUGAACGUUCUGGAUGUCGACUCCUUCUUUCUCCACCUCGGGCAAUCCCGGUCCGUGGGCUAUCUUCAGCACGUGAGGAACCUGCAAAUCCAGGCUCCAUUUCACCUCGUCCGGUUUAAUCGAUGUGCAUAUUACAACAUCUUUCGCGCGGCGGGGUUGCCGGAGUCUCCGACCAUAUUAGGAGCUUCGGACGAGGCGACGGCACAUCAGCAGUUUUUGGACGACGUGAAGGAUCAAUUGCAGUUGAUAUUCACCCACUUAAAGCCGAAUAGCCUGAGCACUUUCGAAUGGCGGCUUGGGACAUAUGUCCCGAUGGGAGUUCUCGAUCAGGGAGGCUAUCUCAGCCGAUAUCAACAGCGCCUCGCCCGUCUCUCACUCAUCACCGAUGAUCUCCUACUGCACGAACCGGGCGACGGGCGUAGCCUCUCUUCGGUUAUACGGUUCCUACGUUCGUUUCGUGGGCUGCAGCAUCUACAUCUGCGGUUGUCCAAUUUUCCGACGUCGGAGUCCCGCAUCCAGGACGCCAUAAAACACCACCAAACCACGUUUAAAAGCCUUGUCUACCAUAAGCGCCAACUCGCCCCCAUCGGCGAGGAUGGCUUGUUUGAGGACGAUCGGGAUGUGUCGCCCGUGUGGAUUGCAAAUUUGUCAACCAUUGUGGACCUGGGCCAGGUGACUGCUUUGGCACUGUGUGUAAGACCAUCUGCCGCUCGGCGGUGCCUUCGACCCACGGCAAAGCAUUCACAGCUUCGGCUUUUACAUUUGCGGUUUAGCGGACCCGAGCGAAUCCAUCGAGAUGUCCAACGAGAGAUUAUCACCUUCCUCCACGAGACACGCAAACCGUAUUCACAGGACCCUCGUUCACGCAGGGGUCUUGUGGACGAGGAUAUCUCUAGUAAUAAUAAUGACUACGAUCGUAUUCUCAACGCGUACUACGAUAGGUCGCCCCUCGAGUGUAUGGAUUUUCAGGAGGCAGUGCUCGAGUCGUCCGCAGCAAUAGCAGAGGCCGAGGAUUUUGUGUCAUUUGCCGAAUGGGCAUUUGGCCCCGGUGGACUGCCGGCUCUACAGGUCCUUGCGUUCGGCGACUUCUCCCACGGUGAUCGGUACAGGGGGCAGCAGUUUUUGAUGCGUCGCGCCUAUCCUGUAUGGGAUAGUGACGGCAAGGGACUCGCCGGCCUCACGUGCGACGAUACGACGCGGCUACCUUUCCGUCCGGCAGAUAUGGCUGAUCCUUCGAUUUGGGAUGGUGUUUCGGUGGACGGAGCUCGGUUUCUGUCCGCAUGUCCAGGAGGCGGAUUGAUGGAGUCACCGUAUGAGCCGUAG